AGAACUGGGUUGGGGCAACAUCCCACUCCCAACCCGCCCCAGCCCGCCGACCCUUGGGCCCCUUUAACCGGGCAGCGGAAGGGGCGGCCGGGGGAGGCGGCGGCGCCCAAUGGGCUGCGCGGAGCGUCACUUCCCGGCGGCGGGAGGCGAGUGGCGAGUGUCGGGCCGGCUGGCGGGGGCGGGGCGGCCAAGGAGGCGUUGGCAGCGGGCUCGGACCCACGCGGCGCUGCGGCCCGCCUGGCCUGCAACGCUCCCACCGGCUCGGCGGCACGAUGCCCUUUGACUUCAGGAGGUUUGACAUCUACAGGAAGGUACCCAAGGACCUCACGCAGCCGACGUAUACUGGUGCCAUUAUCUCCGUCUGCUGCUGCCUCUUCAUCCUCUUCCUCUUCCUGUCAGAACUCACCGGAUUCAUCACGACAGAAGUGGUGAAUGAGCUCUACGUCGAUGACCCAGACAAGGACAGUGGAGGCAAAAUUGACGUCAGUCUCAACAUCAGUUUGCCCAGUUUGCACUGUGAAUUGGUCGGGCUUGACAUCCAAGAUGAGAUGGGCAGGCAUGAAGUGGGCCACAUCGACAACUCCAUGAAGAUCCCGCUGGACAACGGAGCAGGCUGCCGCUUCGAGGGCCAGUUCAGCAUCAACAAGGUCCCCGGCAACUUCCACGUGUCCACGCACAGUGCCACAGCCCAGCCACAGAACCCGGACAUGACACAUAUCAUCCACAAGCUCUCCUUUGGGGAUACACUGCAGGUCCAGAAUGUUCAUGGAGCUUUCAAUGCUCUCGGUGGAGCGGACAGACUCACCUCCAACCCCCUGGCCUCCCAUGACUACAUCUUGAAGAUUGUGCCCACAGUGUAUGAGGACAAGAAUGGCAAGCAGCGUUACUCCUACCAGUACACAGUGGCCAACAAGGAGUAUGUUGCCUACAGCCACACGGGCCGCAUUAUCCCCGCCAUCUGGUUCCGCUAUGACCUCAGCCCCAUCACAGUCAAGUACACAGAGAGAAGACAACCGCUCUACAGGUUCAUCACCACGAUCUGUGCCAUCAUUGGUGGGACCUUCACUGUUGCUGGCAUUCUGGACUCCUGCAUCUUCACAGCCUCGGAAGCGUGGAAGAAGAUCCAGCUAGGCAAAAUUCACUGACAUCCUGCCCGGCCCAGCGACUGAGGACCAGGGACCCUGCUAGUCCACCUCCAGCGCCCUAUCUCCUUCUGCCUUCUUUGGCCCAGUGUGUGUGGGAGGAGGGGGGUGGUGGUGAUGGGUGGCACAGGGUUCCGCAGCUACCUCUUUCCCCGUGUUUUAGAUAAAUUUACACUGCCUGGAGUCUUGGUGUUCCUUUCCCUACAGAGCCCCAAGACCAGAGUGAGGCAUGGAGAGGUACUCCAGGGAUGCUAGUGCCCCCUCGUGGGAAGGCUGUAGUCUUUUCUCCGGUAGGGAACAGCCCAGAGUCCUCACAGGGCAGCUCUCAGCCAGGUUUUGACAAUCUUUUAAGCCCCACCAUUUGGACACACUAACAGCUCGAUUUCUCCCCUAGCAGCCAACCUGAGCUCUCAGCCUUCAGACCAGGUUGCCCAAAGGUACUGCUGCCUGGCGCUUUCAACCUGGAAUGGUACUUGGCAGGCAAGUCCCUAGACACGGUACUGUAGCUGGAACUUGCUUCUGCCCCAUGGCUUCAUGCCCAACCUAGAGCCCAGGUAUUAGCCCUUGCUCCACCCCGGCCUUCUAGAAAGCAGAUGCCUAAUUGUUUGGCAGAAUGGUGGAGACUCGGAUUUGCCCACCAGUCCUGAGGCAGCUCACGGGUGCCCCUUCCUCUCAUGUCUUUGCUCUUCUGAAUCCCCACCAAUGUGCCUCAGCCGCUGUGCUAUGUGGCAAUAGCAUUUCUUGGUGACGGGGCUGGUUCCCACUGCGAAGUUUCCCCGACGUACACCGUUACAUUCUGCAGUGCCAAGGGUUAGGGCCAUGUGACUGGAAGGUUAUCCUUGGAGGACCACAUAAGGCACACAGUCUGUGCACAUCUGUCCAAUCCAGAAGCAGCCUUCCCUGCAAACCACCACUGAUCUUGUCUCGACAUCCACCUUUGGUCCCAAGGCCUUAGCUGGGGGAACGAAGCAGACCAGCUUCUUCUCUUUGCACCUCUACCUUGUAGACUCCCAAGGGUGCCCAGCAUUUGGGACCCACUUGCCAUUGAGAUCCCCUAUUAGCUGAGCACACACCAAUUCGUUCCCAGCCCCUGGGGGGCUCCAGUGUCUCCUCCACUUCCCCCUGAGGUGGAUCCCUCCCCUGUUGCCCUCUCAUCCUCCUCUUUUUGCCCUAAAGGGAGGGGCAGUGGUCCAGGCAUGAAUUCCAUGCGGAGAAUUUUAGCUCUGCUCUCAUGUCCAGAGAGCGAGCCGCGUGCCUGGGCUGCAUUUAUAAGAGACUGCUUGCAUACUUUUGUAAUGAAGGGGAGCCUCCAGCAGGAAGUUUUUUUUGUUUUGUUUUUCUAAAGUAAUCUCUUAUGGGUAGCUGGAUUCUCUGCCAUUUGUAAUUUUUGCCUCUGAAUUCCAAUUUGAAAAAGUUCCCUUUUUGUAUGAGUUGACUGUUGUUGUGUAUGUAAACCGCCCCUGAUUUAUUUCUGGUAUCUGGCCACUUGGAUGGAUUUCUUUUCUUUUUUUAAACGUUCUGUUCCCCAGUUACAGAAACCAGUCCCUUUGGUGUGUAAAUCUGUCACCUGUGGAGGGUGGGGCAGGGUGGGACAGGGCGGGAAAAUAUGUGGCAUGCAUAUGAGUUGAAAUCCCACUUUUGUGAGGACACAGGGGAUGUUGGUUUCCCAUGAAAGAGACGCCUCUGGCCUGUUAUUCUUGUAAAGGUAUUCUCAGAGGGACAUAUGUUUUGAUUCUUUCCCACUCACUGGGUUCAAAUAGGUUAUUAAAAGGCUGCUUUUCAGAAA
Messenger RNA from Peromyscus californicus insignis, 2928 nucleotides. It is a transcript of the gene Ergic1, whose product is annotated as endoplasmic reticulum-golgi intermediate compartment 1. The transcript is spliced from 10 exons. Bases 273 to 1145 code for a protein of 290 amino acids. Gene Ontology annotation, biological process: retrograde vesicle-mediated transport, Golgi to endoplasmic reticulum; endoplasmic reticulum to Golgi vesicle-mediated transport. Gene Ontology annotation, cellular component: Golgi membrane; endoplasmic reticulum; endoplasmic reticulum membrane. Lineage: Eukaryota; Metazoa; Chordata; Mammalia; Rodentia; Cricetidae. The record is from RefSeq and is a predicted model, not a curated record.